CGUGACUGGGGAGUCAUGUGCAGACAGACGUACAUAUCAGAAAACGCUCACAACGCAACUCCGAAGCGUGAUUCUAACGCGUGGAAUUAUGAUGACUGCUCAGUAUCUUUACUCCUGUACAGCUCAGCACCACCCGAUCCCUCCCUCCGUCCUCUCUAUUUAUACUCCCCUCCACCCCUCACUUUCCCACCGUUAUUUGUUCUGUUGUAUCAUACUCGUUCUUCACCCCCUGAAAAUCCCUGCUCUCUUCUCUUUCUCUAUUUCUUUACCUCUCUGUGGCUCUCCUCCUCUCUCGCUCUUCGCCUUCUCUUCCACGGAUCUUCCACUCUGACCGACUUUCUCGCUCUUUCGCCCUCUCUGGUUCUUUUUUCUUUUUUUGGGGGAAGGCCGGGGGAAUUUCGGCACCACCUGGAAAUUUUUCCAGGGAUAAGCAAGCCCAUGAGGUUGAUAGAAGAAUUGCCAUGUAGGAAUAGGAAUGGAGGUGAGGUCGAGGAAGUAGAGGACGUAAAUUUGGCCCAAAAUGAAUGGUGUCCGGUUGUAAAUGGUGGAUUUCCCUCGCAGAAGAGGGUGGUUGUGGUUGGCUAUGCUCUCACCUCUAAAAAGACCAAGAGCUUUUUGCAGCCAAAGCUUGAGGGUUUAGCUAGGAAUAAGGGGAUACUCUUUGUUGCUAUUGAUCAUAAUAGACCUCUUUCAGAUCAAGGUCCUUUUGAUGUUGUGUUGCACAAGUUAGCAGGGAAAGAGUGGCGCCGGAUUCUUGAGGAUUAUAGGCAGUCGCAUCCUGAUGUCACCGUUCUGGAUCCUCCUGAUGCCAUCCAGCAUAUACGCAAUAGGCAAUACAUGCUUCAGGCUGUUGAUGAAUUGAAGCUUUCUGAAUCCUUUGGCAAGGUAUGUGUUCCUAGGCAGCUAGUGGUGAAGAAGGAUGCAUCUUCUAUCCCUGAGUUGGUUAACAAAGCUGGGCUGACAUUGCCACUGGUUGCAAAGCCACUUGUUGCUGAUGGAAGUGCAAAGUCCCAUGAAUUAUCCCUUGCUUAUGGGGCAUAUUCUCUUCAAAAACUAGAACCUCCUCUUGUCCUGCAAGAGUUUGUUAACCAUGGAGGGGUUCUCUUCAAGGUCUAUGUAGUUGGUGAUGCCAUUAAGGUAGUCAGACGGUUUUCCCUGCCUGAUUUUUGCGAACGGCAACUCUCCAAAGAUGAUGGCAUAUAUUAUUUUCCAAGGGUUUCUUGUGCUGCAGCUUCUGCAGAUGAUGCAGAUCUGGAUCCCAUUGUUGCUGAGCUUCCUCCAAGACCUUUACUUGAGAGACUCGCGAAGGAACUGCGAAGGCGACUGGGCCUCCGCCUUUUCAACUUGGAUAUCAUACGUGAGCUUGGGAAAAGAGAUGCCUAUUACGUCAUUGACAUAAACUACUUCCCUGGAUAUGGAAAGAUGCCAGAAUACGAACACAUAUUUACAGACUUCCUCUUAAGCCUUGUUCCUGCAAAGUACAAGAAAAAUCCAGGCUAGAAAGCACUAUGGAAGUGUUAGUGCCUCCAAGAGGAUGAGAACUUGUGUUGCAAACUUGGAACUGCACCUUGAUCCUGUGCACACCAGUUAGUCUAAUCUUAUGACUGAAACCUAGUGCAGCCACUGGGAAUAACAAUUAGUGCCGAUGCGUGACUCGUUGCAUCAGCAAGUAUUUACACCAGAUGGUCCUGUGUUUCUUUCUAAAUGUUCGUGACUAGGCCGUCACAAUGUGAAAUGUAAAGGGGCGGUACUUAUUGCACUGCGAUUCGAAGAAGGUGAUCGUGAUUGCCGCCGCAAAUGUUGAUAACAAGAUCGAUCUUUUUUCCUCUGGUGAAUAGAAAUAUGACUUUUUUCAGCCGUUUUUUAGGGGUCAUAAACGACCUUGAGUCUUUAACUAGAGACUAGGUAGGUGGAUUGCAAAUGUACUACUGACGGUUGUUAGCUGUAAAUAGCUGAAGGAGAGAGUUGCUUUGCAGAAUUUCAUUAACCAUUUGUCCA
This is a messenger RNA of Prosopis cineraria, 1998 nucleotides long. Its product is annotated as inositol-tetrakisphosphate 1-kinase 3-like. Gene Ontology annotation, molecular function: inositol-3,4,5,6-tetrakisphosphate 1-kinase activity; ATP binding; magnesium ion binding. Bases 16 to 1500 code for a protein of 494 amino acids. The transcript is spliced from 11 exons. Gene Ontology annotation, biological process: inositol trisphosphate metabolic process. Gene Ontology annotation, cellular component: cytoplasm. The record is from RefSeq and is a predicted model, not a curated record. Lineage: Eukaryota; Viridiplantae; Streptophyta; Magnoliopsida; Fabales; Fabaceae.